AUGAGCAGGUGCGGCGGCUUUAGGGGCGCGCGGCGGGCGCUCGCGGACAGGCCGGAUGGAGCAGCGCGCGGAGCGGCGGGAGUCCAGCCGGAGGCUCUUCAGCAGGUGAUGCGGCCCCAGCCCCGCACACAUGGAUCCCCGCUGCACACGGAGCCGGGCCGGGCUCUUCCGCCUCUUCACCUGGAGCUUCAUCCUCAUUUAUCAAGCCGCGGGAGCAGCAGGAUAAAGCAGCAGAAAUGGGACACCGCUUCCCAGGGAGGGCAGCCAAUCCCAGCCAACCAGAGCGCCGACCAGCCAAUCACAGCCAACAAGAGCACCAGCCAGCCAAUCAGGAAGCACCACGGCAUCAGCCAAUCAGUCACCAGGCAGCACAACAGGCAAACCUGCAUCCCCACCAGAAGCUCGGCCAAUCCCGACGGCGUCUGCCAGCCGAACAACAGCCAAUCGGUGACGACCACGGCCCGACCCCUCCCACCUCCAGCGGCCUCCCCCCCAACACAAGCCAGAGCAGGGCCCCCAAAAGAGCCGCAAACAGCCACAGGAGCAACCGGCCAAUCCCCAGUCCAGCCCGGAACUGAGGCGGAGCCUCUCAUCCAAUCACAGGCGGACACAGAAUGGCUCAGCCAAUCAGGCAGCUCCAGCAAAGAGAUCGAAGAGCCCCCGACGGCCCCCCAGACCACCGGCCAGGCCUCCCUCCCAGCAGCCAAUCCCCCAGCAGCCAAUCAGCAGCCCCCCCUCCAACCAGCCCCAGAGGCCCCCGGCCUGGCCCCCGGGCGCCCACUCAGUGGAGGCCUCUCCGCUAUCCAGCGGCCCCUGAACGCGUCCCAGCUCACCAGGCAGGCAAAGGAGUUCCUGAGGUCUCCCAGACGGAGGACAGGGGAGCCCUGUGAGUUGGCGUGUCUGAAUGGAGGACAGUGCUCUGGCUCGUCUUCAUGCGACUGCAGCUUGUAUCAGGCCACCGGACACAGAUGUCAGACAGUUCCAAAUCCGGGCUUUGAGAGGGAGAUGGCAUGCAGGACAUGGGGCCAGUACAACUUUGAGACCUUUGAUGGUCUCUACUACUACUUCCCCGGCCGGUGCACCUACACGCUGCUGAGGGACUGCGAGGACGCCGCCCAGGCCAGCAUCACUGUCCAGGUGAGCCUGGACAACCUCAGUCCGAUCGUCUGUAGGCCGGCCGGGAGCUUUCUGUUUUCACCGCUGGACUCUGCUGGGCUGGGAUUCCACAGAGCUCAGUCCCAGCCUGAGGAAAAGAUUUGCUCUGAAGAUUAG
Molecule: messenger RNA, 1272 nt
Organism: Menidia menidia (Atlantic silverside)
Lineage: Eukaryota; Metazoa; Chordata; Actinopteri; Atheriniformes; Atherinopsidae
Source: the annotation of a GenBank genome assembly